UUUUGGACUAAUUACAAUGUUAGAUCGUCGCAAACACAUUGGAUAGUUUGGACAAGGUUGAAGUUCGGCGGAACGUUUGAUGUUUCGCGAAACGAUCGUAGUCUGGUAAUAUACUCAACGUAUUUAUGGGUUUCCGCGGUGGGAGGUUACUAGUAAAUUUGAUUUGAAUGAAAAGGAAGCAUACAGAAAAAUCUGCUUACGUGUCAGCACCAGUAAUGCCAACCAGUGUACAAGAAGAUCUUAGUGAUGUGAGCGAUGAUUUUGAAGAUACAUACAAUACAGAAGUAGCUAAUAUUCAGACUCAGUUAGAUCAAUUGGAUAACAAAACUCAUCCAGAAUUUGUGAAAAUUCGUGAAGAAAUCGAAACUUGGUAUUCGGAACAAAAACAACGUAUUCAAAUUCUACAUGAACACAAAUUAGAUACUAUUUAUCGUGAGUAUACAAAAGAAGCUGAAGCAUGUGAUCGGGAUUGUGAGCAUGAGAAACGACGAAUUCAAGCUUAUUUAGUAUCAUUAUGUGAAGAACUGAAACGACGUUUGGAACAUGAUAAGAGAAGCAUUGAAUUGACUCCAAGUGGAGAUAUUCUUGAAUUUAAACCUGCGAUAACUCGGAAGUUGAGAAGACGCGCUAUAGGUGGGGUUGGUAGUGGUGUUAGCGUCGGCUCGGGGGGCGGAAAUGAUGUUUCCGCUUCAAAUCCAGCUAAUUUCAUGUAUUGGGGUGACUUACUUCUUUGUGGUUCACAUUGGCCAGUGAAUUCGAACUUGAGUACAAGAUUACAGAAACCCAAUUCAAAUGAUUCAUACAGUUCUAGUGCUAUUGCAAAUAGCAAUGAUGAAAAUACCGAUCCAAUCCAAUCGUCAUCAAAUUUAGAGAAUGAACCUAAAGAGAAUGCUUUAAGUGAUGUAACGGGAAUUUCAUGUAGUAAUACGACGUCAUCAGUAUUCCAGUCGACCGCAUUAUCGUCAUCAUUAUCAAUAACGUCGGCACUAACCACAACAGCGACGAUGCCUACUACAACUUCCAUAACUAGCACCACGUUCAAUUCAACUUCUAGGUCAAACAUAUUUGGUACUUUAGGUUUAAACCCCUUUGAUGGAAGUUUGUUAUCACAUUUAUUAGCUUCGAUGAAUAACAACACAUCAUUGACAAAUUUCUAUACGAACCCUUCAUAUUGUAUAUCAAACACACCAGACAACAUAAAUAAUGUCGGUGACUUUUUAACUAAUGGAGGUGUAGCAGUGAAUUCAUCGUGUAAUUCUACUGCAGUAGCUGUGGCAGCUGUUGCAGCUGGUCUUAUUAUGCCAUCAAAUGGUACUGGAACCAUUGGUUUAUCAAAUAACAUCAGACUCUCUCCAGCUACUGCACUUGGUUGUGGUCUAGUACCACUUCUAAAUAAUACUAAUAACAAUCAUAUUCAUUCUUCAUCAACGUCUAUUCGUAAAAGGCGUCAUCAGAAUACUGCACCUAGUGCACAAUUAAAUCUUUUAUUACCGGAACAUGAGAUUUAUGCAGAUUUGACAAUUAUUCAUAGAGCUUGUUCGAAAGUUUCAAAUAUUCCCAAUGGAACAUCAAUGAGUAGCGGUAGUCGUAAGCAUUCUUCACAUACUACAAGCAACAAUUCCAAUUAUACUCCUAAUAAUACUUCGAAUACAUCUCAAUUAUGCUGUAAUAGUCCGUUAAGUCCUUCCUUAGGUAAAUGUUAUGAAGAUAAUUGUGGCUCAAGUAGACUGACAAAAGAUUCCAAUACAACAACUAUGAAUACACCGUUAUUUUCAUCUCAUUCAAUGGGUUCGCCUAAUUCAUUCAAUAGUGCAAGUGUUGGUGACUUGUCAGUAACACGUACAGGUGCACGUACAACUGGUACCGGUCACAUUGGAACUAAUUCAUCCAUGAAUAACCAGUCAAAUACAUCGUUUUCUGUAUGGAUAGACGAUGGACGACUUUACUGUGGGCAUAAAUGCUAUCAGAUUGGUGCUUCAGUUAUCUUAGAAGGUCGUGAUGGUUCAAGCCAUCGAUGCACUGGUACAAUAGCAUCUAUUGGUGUUCAAGACAUAGCUAUACGAAGAUGUUCAGAUCAUGGAAUAUGUCGUGUAACUGUACAACAAUUAAAACAAGGACGAUAUGCAAUAUGGCCAAAUAAAUCUGAAUAGAAUAACUUCACCAUCUCACAAAUCAUUCUUGGUUUUAUUGUAAUCAGAAAAAGAAUAACUAUCGAGAGAACCGAUCCUAUUGUAAAGUGUAGAUUGUUAUUAAUACUGCACUUUUACAAGUUCCCUAUGUGAAUAUAUAUACUUGUACAUGUACAUUUCUAUGAUCAUCCUUAUCAUUUGUCAAUUCCAUCUUUAUUCAUUAUUCCAUGUCAACACCCUGUCAAUCCUGUCAUAAUAUCAUUUCAGAAUAUAAUUUAAUCUCUUCUUUUUCGUU
This is a messenger RNA of Schistosoma bovis, 2424 nucleotides long. NCBI's taxonomy places the organism in Eukaryota, Metazoa, Platyhelminthes, Trematoda, Strigeidida, Schistosomatidae. The record is from the annotation of a GenBank genome assembly.